Vigna umbellata (rice bean) is the source of this 2217-nucleotide messenger RNA. Its product is annotated as RabGAP/TBC domain-containing protein. Gene Ontology annotation, molecular function: GTPase activator activity. The record is from RefSeq and is a predicted model, not a curated record. Lineage: Eukaryota; Viridiplantae; Streptophyta; Magnoliopsida; Fabales; Fabaceae. Gene Ontology annotation, biological process: activation of GTPase activity.
UUCUCGAAACGAUUCCGUACCCGCGUCGAAGACAAACGAAACGAGUAACAGCCAUUACGUUCUCUCCAUUCUCUAAUUUCCCCGCACAACGGGUUUUCCUUCGCCACCAAGAUAUCUCUAUUUCGUUCUUGUAGCCUUUAGUUCUCUGCGAAAUCCUCCAUGUUAGAAUCAGAGGUUCACGAUUUAUCCGACGACGCCGAUUACGCCGCGUCGCAGCAACAUGGAUCUGCUAGCAUGAUGCUGCGGAGUGACAGUACCAAGAACUCCCUUCGGGAAGAUGCCGAAAUUGUAUUUACGAAAGAAAAUGUCGCAAUUCAUCCGACUCAGUUUGCAUCUGAAAGAAUCAGUGGAAGAUUGAAAUUGAUUAAGCAAAACUCGUCUUUGUUUAUGACUUGGAUACCUUACAAAGGGAAUAGCUCAGAGGCCAGGCUGUCUGAUGAUGAAAGAAACCUAUAUACCAUAAAGGCGGUGUCCUUCACUGAAAUCAGGUCCAUCCGGAGGCAUACUCCUGCUCUUGCGUGGCCAUAUAUCAUCGUUGUUCUAUCAUCAGGACUUGCUUAUCCUCCACUCUAUUUUUAUAGUGGAGGAGUCAAAGAAUUCCUAGCUACAAUAAAGCAGCAUGUUCUUCUUGUGAGAUCUGAAGAGGAUGCCAACGUAUUCCUUGUAAAUGAUUUUCAGAAUACACUGCAGAGGACUUUGUCUUCCUUGGAGCUGCCCAGAGCUGUUCCCAUUGCAUGUGGACCUUCAAAUCUCUCUGUUGAUGAAUCCGUUCUGAAUGAGAACCAAGGAAGGGCUGAUAAUGAUGUCAAUAAUGGAAGUUUUAGUGCUGCUCAGUUCCAUGGGAGACCUAGUCAUAAAGUAGAUCCUGCUCGAGACCUCUCUAUUAAUGUUUUAGAGAAGUUUUCGCUUGUCACAAAAUUUGCCCGAGAGACAACAUCACAACUUUUUAGGGAAAACCAUAGUAAUGGAUUCAGUGAGAGGAGGACCCAUGCCCAGACUAAUCUUGAUCAUCAUCCUAGGAAGUCUUCCCUCGUUGAGGAAAAGACUUCUGAUGAAAGUUGUGUUGCCUUGGAUUCUCAGGAGUUUGAUAAUUUAUCAUUAGUAUGGGGAAAACCACGGCAACCACCUCUAGGUUCUGGAGAGUGGAUUAUCUUCUUGGAUUCUGAAGGGCGAGUCACAGAUUCAGAAGCUUUGAGAAAAAGAGUAUUUUAUGGUGGACUUGACCAUGAAUUACGAAAUGAGGUUUGGAGUUUGCUUUUGGGAUAUUAUCCAUAUGAGUCAACAUAUGCUGAGAGAGAAUUCCAGAAGUCUGUUAAAAAGUCAGAAUAUGAGAACAUAAAGAACCAGUGGCAGAGUAUAUCCUCUGCACAGGCUAAAAGAUUCACAAAAUUCAGGGAAAGGAAAGGGCUUAUUGAGAAAGAUGUGGUGAGAACUGAUAGAUCGAUCCCUUUCUAUGAAGGGGAUGAUAAUCCAAAUGUAAAUAUUCUACGAGAUAUACUGUUGACCUAUUCAUUUUACAACUUUGAUCUUGGUUAUUGCCAGGGAAUGAGUGAUCUUCUAUCUCCAAUAUUGUUUGUGAUGGAUGAUGAGUCAGAGGCAUUUUGGUGUUUUGUUGCUCUAAUGGAACGUCUGGGACCCAAUUUUAAUCGGGAUCAAAACGGCAUGCACUCUCAACUUUUUGCUUUAUCUAAGUUGGUGGAGCUGCUUGAUAGUCCAUUGCAUAACUAUUUUAAGCAACGUGACUGCUUGAAUUAUUUCUUUUGCUUCCGGUGGAUUUUGAUUCAAUUUAAAAGGGAGUUUGAGUACGAGAAAACAAUGCGCUUGUGGGAAGUUUUAUGGACACAUUAUCCGUCUGAGCAUCUGCACCUGUAUUUGUGUGUGGCAAUCUUGAAUCGGUAUCGUGGUAAAAUAAUUCGAGAGGAAAUGGACUUUGACACCCUGUUGAAGUUUAUUAAUGAGCUAAGUGGUCACAUCGACCUUGAUGCAAAUCUCAGAGAUGCUGAAGCUCUAUGUAUAUGUGCUGGUGAGAACGGUGCUGCUUGUAUACCCCCUGGAACCCCACCGUCGUUACCUGUAGAUGAUGGUUCUUUUUACGCCCUACAAGAUGAAAUAUUGUAAAUUAAUUCACUUCCAUAAAUCUUUUUGUGGUACCUGAAUGUAUCAACCUCAUUGUGUAUUUCCUGAUUCGUUUCAAAUAUAUGUUGUUAGCAUAUUAAA